Messenger RNA from Manis pentadactyla (Chinese pangolin), 4759 nucleotides. It is a transcript of the gene SLC24A1, whose product is annotated as solute carrier family 24 member 1. NCBI's taxonomy places the organism in Eukaryota, Metazoa, Chordata, Mammalia, Pholidota, Manidae. Gene Ontology annotation, molecular function: calcium, potassium:sodium antiporter activity; calcium channel activity. The transcript is spliced from 8 exons. The record is from RefSeq and is a predicted model, not a curated record. The coding region runs from base 103 to 3228 and encodes 1041 amino acids. Gene Ontology annotation, biological process: calcium ion transmembrane transport; long-term synaptic potentiation; visual perception. Gene Ontology annotation, cellular component: membrane.
CAUGGAGAAAUCUUUACUGAUCACCAACCUGAAUCCAGAACAGUCCCCAUCUUUCCGUGGACAGAAUGAGAGGCCUUCUGUAACCAGGCAUAACUGGCCAUCAUGGGCAAAUUAAUGAGGGUGCGCAGGCAGGAGAGGAGGUCACUCCGGCCAAAGCGGCUUCACUGGGGUCGCCUCCUCUUCCUACUGGGAAUGUUGAUUGUCGGGUCCACCUACCAGCGGCUGAGGAGCCCCUGGGGCCUCCCCUCACUGUGGGCGGUAGUCUCUUCCCACCACCCUGUAAAGCUGGCCAGCCGGGACCUCCCCGACCACAAGGUAAUGGGGGCGAGCAGCGACCCUCCGAGGGCCAUCUCUGCCAUGGAGGGUGGGACGCUGGCGCCCCAAGCCACGGCGAGCAGGGACGAAGCAACACCUGGCAUAACAACGCAGAACGCCGCCAGCACACCCGGAAGAACAGCCGCCGUCCCCCCAGCAGCACCCAGGAUCAGCUCCAGCCCAGCAGCAGCCCGCACGCAAAGAGCGGAGGAACGCCGCACAACCCCACCGCGGGGAGGACUGAAUCCCUCCACCCAGACUUCAGGCGGGCCGACGGUGGAGAAUCAGACCCCAGCAGCACCCAGGGGAGAAGUGGGCAGCUACCGCCCCAGUCCUGCCAGGGCAAAGGCGACGAGGGGCACGCCACCCCCGCUUGGGGGAACAGCAGGCAGUUAUGCUGCCUCCGCGCCCGUGACAGUGACAAGGAGCCGCGGGCUCACCCUCGGAACAACCGGGAGAGACAGUGUAAGUGUGGCAACCGUACUGGAGACGAGCCCUUCGGGGAGGACUGCGGAGGAAACCACCCCGACGACUCUGCAGGGAAUAAUCGGUCGCAUCUCAGCUUCCCUGAUAAAUGACGUAGCGACAAACAUCUUGACUUCUCCGAGGAGUCUGGUGGAAAAGGACAGCCUGACUACCCCCAGAAGAGUGGACAACAGCAGGUCAACCAACCCCGGGGGGCUGGUGGGAAAGAACGACCUGGCAGCUCCCGUGGGGACGGCCCUGCGGCACCCUGCAGCCAGCUCCGGGGGGCAAGUGACGGUAAGCACCAUGACAGGCAGUGGCCUGGCAGAAACUAAAGCCUCUGCUGCCGCCCGGAGUAUUGGGAAUCCCUCACCCAGAACCAGUGUACCCACCACCGGAAUAUCCUCAGCGACCUUUUGGGGGCUGGCAAAGAAACCUUCCACAGCUCCCAGCACCGUAGCACCCCUCAGAGUCAGCACAAGUCCUAGCACCCAGGUCCAUCACCGUGUGGUUGUGGAGCCGGCCCCAGCCUUGCCCGCUGUCCCCUCCCCCAGCCUGACAACGGCCGUGACCCCAGAGACGCCCAGUCCCCAUCCCUCGGCGCUGCCGCCUGGCCUGCCAGACCUUCACCCCAAGGCACAGUACCCCCCAGACCUGUUCAGCGUGGAGAAGCGGCAGCAGGGCUGGGUGGUCCUACACAUCUUUGGCAUGAUGUACGUGUUUGUGGCCUUGGCCAUUGUGUGUGACGAGUACUUUGUCCCAGCCCUGAGUGUCAUCACAGACAAGCUGCAGAUCUCCGACGACGUGGCCGGUGCCACGUUCAUGGCUGCCGGAGGCUCUGCCCCUGAGCUCUUCACCUCCCUCAUUGGUGUCUUCAUCUCCCACAGUAACGUGGGCAUUGGUACCAUCGUGGGCUCUGCUGUGUUCAACAUCCUCUUUGUCAUCGGCACCUGCGCCCUCUUCUCCCGGGAGAUCCUCAACCUCACCUGGUGGCCCUUGUUCCGUGAUGUCUCCUUUUACAUUGUGGACCUGAUGAUGCUCAUCCUUUUCUUCGUGGACAGCCUCGUGGCCUGGUGGGAGAGCCUGAUGCUGCUCCUGGCCUAUGCCCUCUACGUGGUCACCAUGAAGCAGAACAAGCAGCUAGAGCUCUGGGUGAAGGAGCAACUCAGCAGGAGGCCAGCCACCAAGAUCAUGGCCCUCGGGAACCUCAGCAAGCUCCCGGCAGCGCUGACCCGAGGGAGCAGCUCCGCCUCUCUGCACACCAGCACCAUCCGCAGCACCAUCUACCAGCUCAUGCUGCACAGCCUGGACCUGCUGGGGGAAGCCCGGCCCUCCAAGGACAAGGAGGAGGAUGGCUUGGAUCAGGAGGCCAAAGCCAAGCCUCAGGCUAAAGCAGAGGGCACACCAGAAGAGGAGGAGCCAGCCAAGCGCCCUGCGGUCACAGUCACACCGGCCCCUGCUCCAGCUGUCACGAGAGAUCAGGAGGAGGACCCUGGCUGUCAGGAGGACGUGGCUGGAGCUGAGAGCGCAGGUGAGGUGAGAGGUGAAGAGGCGGACGCUUCUGGUGAAGGUGAGAACGGACAGCGAAGCGGAGGUGAAGGUGCAACUGAAGCAGGACAAGGAGAUGGUGCAGCGGAAGGUGGACGCCAAGCAAGAGAGGACGGGAAAGAGAAAGGUGAUGACGGAGAAACCGAAGAGCAGGAACUCAAUGCUGAAAGUGAUGAGGAGUGUACAGAUGGCGAGAAGGGAGAUGAUGGAGGUGAGGGUGAAGAUGAGGAGGAGGAAGAGGAGGAGGAGGAGGAGGAGGAGGAGGAGGCGGAGGCAGCCGAGGCGCCUCUGUCCCUGGCGUGGCCUGACACCAGGCAGAAGCAGGCCGCUUACCUCUUCCUCCUGCCCAUCGUGCUCCCGCUGUGGCUGACGGUGCCCGAUGUCCGGAGGCUGGAGUCUAGGAAGUUUUUUGCUAUCACCUUCCUGGGAUCCAUCAUGUGGAUAGCCAUGUUCUCAUACCUCAUGGUAUGGUGGGCUCACCAGGUUGGUGAAACAAUAGGCAUUUCUGAAGAGAUCAUGGGUUUGACAAUCCUAGCGGCAGGCACGUCAAUUCCUGACCUCAUCACCAGUGUGAUAGUUGCCCGGAAAGGCCUGGGAGACAUGGCUGUGUCAAGCUCUGUGGGCAGCAACAUAUUUGAUAUCACCGUGGGACUACCUGUCCCCUGGCUGCUUUUCUCUCUCAUCAAUGGAUUACAGCCCGUCCCCGUCAGCAGCAAUGGCUUGUUUUGUGCAAUUGUCUUGCUUUUUCUCAUGCUCCUGUUUGUGAUUUCUUCAAUUGCAUCCUGCAAAUGGAAAAUGAACAAGAUCCUUGGCUUCACAAUGUUCCUCCUUUACUUUGUAUUCCUGAUAAUCAGUGUGAUGUUAGAAGGUCGAAUCAUAUCCUGUCCUGUAUCUGUCUGAGUCAGAGUCACUGUUACGCACAAUGGACGUGGGUCAGAAAACCAUGCCAAAAGUGAAUGUUCUUGUUACGUGAAUGAAUGAACAUGGUUCAGGGGAGUGAACUGGGUGGCCAACAGCCUUGAUGAGAAUGUGUUCUGGGACUGAAUGUUCUCCUUGGGAGCACCUGCAGCUCCCUGUGAAUGAAGAAUCUCACCUCUGGAGGGGUGGAGUUCCUACCCCUGACCAUGGAGGCCAGCAGCAGGACCCCUGGAGUCAGAGGGUUUUCUAAAUGAGAGAUACUUGGGGGUAAGUGUUGCGACAAACAGGAGCAAUAAGACAAGCUCCCAUGCUCCCGGUUUCUUCAUCAUCCAAAAAAGACAGAUGUGACCGACCACUCCCCCUCCUGACCUCUGUCCCAGGCACACAUUGCAAUCUGCUGUCUACUCUUUUUCUGUUCGAAACAUGAGGUUCUAUCAGAUCUACAGUCAUUAUAGGUCCAGUUAUUGGUGAGUUUAAGAAGCUAGGGCUAUAGGGAAAAGAAGUAUAACAAGGAUAGUCCCGUAAAAUGUGUACCAAUGAUACAUAGCUUAAAAGGACUACAUUAGCUCUUAUUAUUGCACUUCUGAAAGGUGAAAUUAAACUAAGUUGCCCAAGAUAAUAAAAUUUGUAAUUUGCCUUUGAAUUGGAAGGCAUGGAUAUUAGGGAAGGCAAAGCACUCUAAGGGCUAACAAUCGUUCUAACAAUGUUUAAAAGUAUGUACUUAUCAGAAAAACCAAGUUAGGGUUGUCUCCAUUAAGUGGUCACCUUGAGGAAUUAGAUAUUCUAAUGAAGCUGCCCUGGCCCUGCCCCUCCAGCAUAUUCUCACUCAGCAGAGACAGCUGCUGCUCGCGAGGGCGAGGGGAAGGAAGUUUAAGAGUCUGAAGUCAGCAGGGCAAGUCUGGUUUAUAAAGUAAGAGAUCCAGUGGUGCAAUGCUAUGUUUGUAUGUCAACUUAGAUUGGAUUAUAAAGCAAGUAGAUUGAUUUUUUAAUGUGAUUUACAAGUGGAUCUUAAGGCGAUUACAAAGGAAAAUUUCCAACAAUGCUUAAGACACUUAUGACAUAUUGAAAAAAGAAUAUUAUGACUUCCAAGGUAGCUAGUGUAAAGGACACUUGUGCUUUCAAAGACUGUGUGGUUAUUGAAACAUUUUGUGUGGAAUUUGCAAUGCUGAUCUAUUAAAUACCACUGCUUGCUGCUUUUACUAGCAUCAAGCUAAGCGACACAUGAAGUGAAACAGUUCUAUGUCCCUGGUUUCAGAAAAGCAGCUCAGGUGACUGUGGAUUAUGAUGGUAAAUAGGGUUUUAAUUACAAACAUGAGAGAGGAUUCACUGAAGACUAGAAGAUAGCAGGACAGCUGUGAUGUGAACAAAAAAAACCAUUCUGGUGUUGAAGGGCUGUGUUCAAAGUACUUCAGUCCAUAACCCAUCUCCUGAGAUGGGCUUGCUAAUUAAUGGCCUCACUACCCCAGGAUUCUCAUUCUUGGAAGUGACUUUUAUUAAAUUUUAAUAAACUGGA